This is a messenger RNA of Exophiala viscosa, 1848 nucleotides long. RefSeq names its product DNA polymerase delta subunit 2. NCBI's taxonomy places the organism in Eukaryota, Fungi, Ascomycota, Eurotiomycetes, Chaetothyriales, Herpotrichiellaceae. The record is from RefSeq and is a predicted model, not a curated record. Gene Ontology annotation, cellular component: delta DNA polymerase complex. Gene Ontology annotation, molecular function: DNA binding. The transcript has a single exon. Bases 136 to 1656 code for a protein of 506 amino acids. Gene Ontology annotation, biological process: DNA strand elongation involved in DNA replication; DNA replication.
GCACCACUUUAUACGCGUAAACGCGUCCCGCGUCACGUCCACAUUUCAUUACCUGGUAAUUGUGAUUUGCAAGAGCAGUCGUGAACAGACUCUACGCCGACUUCCACGUUAUUCACAACGCCAACUCCGCGUGCAAUGGCGCCCAUCAAAGGGCUGCUUCGACCGUGGCAGAAAGAGGAGGAAUUACAGGAGCACAGUAGAGCACCCAGCGCCUACAGUCCCCUCCACUCCUACCGUCUGCCACGAGGAGAGAACAGACACUACGUGCAACAAUAUGGCGACAUGUACUUUCUGCGUCUGGCGAAGCUAAAGCCUGUUGUCGAAGCAAUCGCUGCGGAGGACUGGGAAGAUUUCGAGAUUGCAGGUGAAAAGGCGCAAAGAGUAGAAAGAGUCUUGGACGUUCGGCAAGGUCAACUAUGCUGGGUUGCGGGAACAAUAUAUAUGGACAUGCCCUUGAAGCCCAAUAUUCUGGAAGACAUCUCGAAGGAACACUGGGUCGCCGGACCUCCGCCGCGCAACCCUUACUACUCCGAGGAUGGUGACACGCAAGUCAUGUUGGAAGAUGAAUCCGGUCGCCUGCGGCUCACCGGAGCAAUGCUCAAGAAUAGCCUGCUGGUCACUGGAGUUAUCGUCGCUGUGCUCGGAACCGAGAAUGCCAACGGCGACUUCGAAGUGUUAGACUUACACAUCGCAGACUUGCCUCCGCAGCCUAAGAGGUGGGAAAGGGACGAAGAGGAGGGAAAAAUGGACGUUGAUCAGCCAAAGAAGAAGAUUGCGAUCGUUAGUGGGCUCGACAUCUCAGGAACAGAGGCAGAUACACUGAAUUUGUCGCUCCUGGUGGAGUUCCUGUUAGGAGAGGCCCUGGACGAGGAGGAUACAGAAGAAGCCUGCGCAAUUACCCGGUUGAUCAUAGCUGGGAAUUCCGUUGCGUCGGACUUGGUUGUCCAUCAGACUUCUAUCGAAGAUGGUAAGAAACCUGGCAAUCGGAAAUACGGCUACGAUGCAGCCGCCUACAACCCCACGCCAACCGCCCACCUCGAUCAAUUCCUUGCCGAGCUUCUGCCCAGCAUACCCAUCACAGUAUUACCUGGUGAACAAGAUCCAGCGAAUAUGAGUUUGCCGCAACAACCUAUUCAUCCUGCCAUGUUUCCACAUUCUCGCGCAUAUACAUCUGCCAACAUCAACGAUCCCGAGGACGAGGAAGCUGGAUGGCUAGAUAGCGUGACGAACCCGUGGGACGGCGACAUAGAUGGCUGGCGAUUCAUGGGCAAUAGUGGUCAACCAGUCGACGACAUUCUCAAGUACGUCGAAUAUGGUGGUCCUGACGGAAAAGGGUCCGAUGGGCGGCUGGAGGUCAUGGCCAGUAUGUUGAGGUGGCGAUGCGGUGCACCCACAGCACCAGACACACUAUGGUGCUAUCCAUUUCAGGAUCGAGAUCAGUUUGUCAUCGAGCAAUGUCCGCAUGUGUUCUUUGUGGGCAAUCAACCUCGAUUCGACACGACGGUGAUCGAAGGCCCAGGCGAGCAACAAGUCCGACUAAUCACGAUUCCACGAUUUCAUGAGACCGGCGAAGUUAUACUUGUCGAUUCAGAGACUCUUGAGGUGGAAGUCAUCAAAUUCGACGUCCAUGAUCCUUCACAACUGAAUGGGUCAUAGGACGUCCACCGUGAGCGCAAGGCUGAACGUUGUCGGAAAACUUUCCGUCCCAGCGGGAAAUUUAUAUGUGUUUACUCCGCCGAUCGAUCUUAACUUCACAUUCAAUACGACGCCGACAUGGAUAUAGGAAGACAUGCGCAUCAACGAGCAUACUGGUGAGUCAAGCAGUGCUCUGCUCUUUGUCAGUCUGAC